Messenger RNA from Dentiscutata erythropus, 1251 nucleotides. The record is from the annotation of a GenBank genome assembly. Lineage: Eukaryota; Fungi; Glomeromycota; Glomeromycetes; Diversisporales; Gigasporaceae.
CCGGAGAAUCUUCUCUUUACAACGGCUGAGGAGAAUUCCGAUCUACUUAUUGCUGAUUUCGGUCUUUCUCGAAUUAUUGAUUCUGAAAAUUUUUAUUAUCUUACUACAACAUGUGGUACCCCUGGCUACAUGGCACCCGAAAUUUUUAAAAAGACGGGGCAUGGUAAACCAGUCGACCUAUGGGCUAUUGGUGUGAUUACUUACUUUUUAUUGUGCGGUUAUACACCAUUUGACCGAGAGGAUAGUCAAGAAGAAAUGCAAGCUAUUCUUAGAGCUGAUUAUAAGUUCGAACCUCCAGAAUAUUGGGAAGGGAUAAGCAUUCAAGCCAAAGAUUUUAUUGCCAAAUUGUUGGUCGUUGAUCUGAAGGACCGCCUCACUGCUGAACAAGCUCUUCAGCAUGAAUGGCUUCAAGAACCUUUACCAAGUCCAGUUGGUACAAACUUUGAUUUGUUGCCUAGUGUUCGUAACAAUUUCGACGCCCGUAAAACAUUUAAGAGGGCUGUCGAUACAGUCAGAGUGAUUAACACCUUUAGAAACAAUAGUCUCAACCUUGCCAAUUUAAAAAAAGAGGCGGACGAAAGUGUUGAUAAUACACCUAACUGGAUAUCAACUUUCGGGCUCUUAAUUAAUUGCGAAAUGACACCGGAUAUGGCACCAAGUAGUAGCGAAGAAGAUCCUCGACUUAGAAAACUUACACAAGAACUUUGUAGUCAACUUGCAGUCAAUCGUGAACAAGUUAGGCGGUUACAGCAACAAGUAGAUGAAUUAAAAAGUCGGGCUGAAAAAUACGAGGGCCCUUUAAAUCGUUCAAAUUAUAAAGGUCCACCGUUUGAGGCUGGAACAGAUAUAGAGCGUCAGAAUGCACAAUUAAUCUAUGAAAACCGACAAUUAAAUGAAGAAAAUUCGGAAUUAUUAUCUAUAAUUAAAGAAUAUGAAACAACAUUGCAAAUAGUUAUGAAGAAAUUUCGAAUUCAAUCUUGUGAAAUACAACGAAGUAAAUUAGAUAUGCAACGCGAUUAUGAAGCACUAUUAGAGGAGGAACGGGCAACCACAUCACAAGUGAUAUCAGAAAAUGUCACCCUACAAUCAUAUAUUUCCAACAUUAGCAGUUUAGUCAGAGAAGCAUACAAUGCUCAAACUGAUUUGGAUACAGAUAUUCUAAUAGAAAGUCUGAAAGUAGAAAAUCAAGGAUUGAAACAAAUGCUUAAUAUUGCUAACAUUGACUCUGAAGUUGAUUUACAAAAUAAUUAA